AUGGGAGCACCACUACCGACCAACACCGACACGGGACAUAAUCAUAUAGUCAAGGAUGUCUCAAGCAACACCGAUCACGAUGGUGGACUCGACGAGGCUGUCCAAUUCGAACGCAACCUGGGCUUUCUCGAGGCAUGCCGGCUCUAUCCCGCCGCCAUGGGCUGGUCAAUCUUUGUCUCGCUCGGGGUGAUCAUGCUGGCCUUCGACCCCCAGCUGCUGGGGAACCUCUACGCUAUGCCGCAGUUCCAAUCCGACUUUGGCUACCUCUUCGAAGGGCAAUACAUCAUCGCCGCGUCCUGGCAAACCGGCCUGUCGAUGGGCAACCCCGUGGGCCAGGUCGUGGGCGCGCUCGUGGCCGGGUACCCCAUGGAGCGGUACGGCCGCAAGUGGACGUUUGGCGCCUGCGUCGCGCUGACCACGGGACUGAUCUUCAUCCAGUUCUUUGCGCGGUCGCUCCCCGUGCUUCUUGCGGGUGAGCUGCUUGGCGGGUUGGUUCUGGGCUGCUACGCCGUGAUUGCCCCGGCGUACUCGUCCGAGGUCUGUCCCAUGGCUAUCAGGGGGGUUCUGACUAGCUAUGUCAACCUCUGCUUCGUCAUGGGCCAGCUUCUUGCGAAUGGGGUUUGUGCGGGGACCAGCAAGCUGCAUGAUCACUGGGCGUACUCGAUCCCAUUUGCGCUGCAAUGGUUCUGGUCUCUGAUCAUCCUGCCGGGUCUGCUGUUUGUGCCUGAGAGUCCGUGGUGGCUGGUCCGCAAGGGGCGGUUGGCCGAGGCGGAGCACGUGUUGCGGCGGUUGGCGUCCGGGAAGGUCAAUGUCCGGCGGACCCUGGCUGCGAUUGUCGAGACGGACCGCCUGGAGAGGGAGCUGGAAAUGGGCAGCACGUACUGGGAUUGCUUCAGGGGCGUCAACCUCCGCCGGACCGAGAUUUCCGUGGGAGUGUACUGCACGCAGGUGCUGAGCGGGAUUUACCUGAUCAACUACGGCACCUACUUCUUUCAGCUGGCGGGACUUUCUAAAGAGGAUGCCUUCUCUAUGGGCAUCGGCUUCCUUGCCGUUGGCUUCCUCGGAACCAUUCUAUCAUGGCCCCUGAUUGUCCGUUACGGCCGCCGCACCAUCUACAACUCAGGCCUCUUUUUCCUCAUCGUCCUGCAAAUAAUAAUCGGCAUCCUCGACUGCAUCCCUGGACGGCCGUCGGGCGUUGCCUGGGCCGAGUCUUCGCUCAUGCUUGUCUGGAACUUCUUCUACGACAUCUCCAUCGGGCCCAUAUGCUUCGUCAUCAUAUCCGAGGCGAGCGCCACGCGCGUCCGGUCGAAGAGCAUCGCCUUUGCUACAGCUGCACAAGGCGCUCUGGGGUGCAUCAUGACCGUCGCAAUCCCGUACAUGAUCAACCCGGAUGAGGCCAAUAUGCAGGGAAAGUUGGGCUUCUUCUUUGGCGGACUUGCCGCUUUGUGCUUUGUAUGGGCCUUCUUCAGGGUGCCUGAGACCAAGGGGCGAACGUACGAGGAGCUGGACAUUCUCUUUGAGAGAAAGGUGCCCACAAGACAGUUUGAGAGCUAUGUUAUUGAGACACACGGGCUGUAA
Molecule: messenger RNA, 1578 nt
Organism: Canariomyces notabilis
Lineage: Eukaryota; Fungi; Ascomycota; Sordariomycetes; Sordariales; Chaetomiaceae
Product: sugar transporter
Exons: 2
Coding region: 1-1578 (525 amino acids)
Biological process (GO): carbohydrate transport; transmembrane transport
Cellular component (GO): membrane
Molecular function (GO): carbohydrate:proton symporter activity
Source: RefSeq, a predicted model, not a curated record